Molecule: messenger RNA, 2014 nt
Organism: Argiope bruennichi
Lineage: Eukaryota; Metazoa; Arthropoda; Arachnida; Araneae; Araneidae
Exons: 15
Coding region: 245-1492 (415 amino acids)
Source: RefSeq, a predicted model, not a curated record
UUGCUGAAAAGUUUCAAAAUAUAUUUAAUAUUUUUAUUUCUAAUCUGAAAGUUUUGUGCUUUUUAUUUGCACAAAUAGAAAAAAAGGACUUGGUUAAUUGUGGUGCUCCUUUGGGGACUACAAUAUCCUUUUCUAUUUUUUAAAAUUACCAAUACAAGCACUAUCAGAUCUUUGGCAUCUUGAUAGAAAGAUGAUUAUUAAGAAUUUUCUUGAUUAGUUGACUGUAUAUAAGCAUGAAAAGCAAAUGAUGAAAAGUAUGAUGAUGUCAAACUUCAAUAACGAUUCUUCCCAAAGAGAUUCUCGGAAAAGAUGGACUCCUAAGCCAAAACGAGGUAGCCAAAGACUACAAGAUGAAUCAACAAGACUUGUAUUGAAGAAACAAAGACCAAGGAAAGUUACUCGGAGGAAAAGUACGAUUUCUAGAUCAAAUGUAUUGAAGUUCAUUGUAUCAUGUCUAGAAAUGGAACUGUAUUCGCAUAUGCUAUACUGGGCUGACAGAGAAAAGAAUGAGUUUAUAGUAAAAUUUGUGCACAUGCAUAAUCCUAUUUCGAAAACUGCUGAUUAUUUGGGAUUGUUUAAAGGAUUAGAUGAAUUAUCAAGUAAUUAUGAAAAGUACUUGCUAGAUGAGAAGUAUGAGCACAAGUGUAAAGUACGAUGCAAAUCAAAUUUAAGAAAACUGGAUGAAAGUGGAGCUAUAACCUACAUGGGAAGAACAAAACAAUGGAAAUCUAUACAAUUAAGGAAAUACAAGCUGAAUGUUGAUGUUAUGUCAAGUGUGAAGAAUGUUUCAAAAGAUGCAAAAAUAACAAAAGGAAGCAAUGAUAAGGGAUUAAGUCACUGCGAGACAGUUACGCACAAUAACAGGCAAAUACAAUAUUAUAAAGGCAAAUUUAAAACUGAAACUCAACCAAAUGAACAGUCUCACUACCUAUGUCUUUCAAAUACUAAUUCAGCAAGUUCAACUGCCUCUACAUUAUUUAAUACUAGCUGUAGUACAGAAAAUAGGAAUGGAGAUACUAGAAAUGUGCUGUUAAAAAUACAGCCUUUGACUGUGUAUAAGCAUGAAAAGCAAAUGGAUGGAAUUAAUAUGGUGCUUCAGUGCUUUACUAAACAAAACCUUGCUGUUAGUUCUGCAAAUUGUUUUCCUAUUGAAGAUAAUAAUAAAUGGAAAUCGAUGGAAUAUAAUGAAUUUUUUCAGAUAAAGCCAGAGAAUAUGGAAGUUGAACAAAUUAAAACUGAAACUUACAGUGAUGAAACUAAGACUGAAACUCAAAUGGUACCUUGCUCUCCUUUGAGUUGUAUGGAUUUUAAUGAUCUAUUUGAAGGGAACGAGGUUGAUGAAUUUGAUGUUGAAAAGACAUUGCAACAAAAUGAUCCUUAUUUAUCUAGUACAAUGUCUGAUAGUUGGCUUGAAGGCAAUGAAGAAAAUUCCUAUUUAGAUUUUAAGGAUUUUUAUACAUUCGAAUAUUUAUUGUCAAGUGAUGAUGGUUAGUGAGGCUGCUGCUUAUAUAGAAUUGCCACAUAUACUGGCCUAUCAGAUUCAUGGAGCAAUGUAUCUCAUCCAUUUUGAUACUAUGUCUACAGUGGUGGUGUUUUAAUGAUUAAAUCUGUUUAUUAAUUAGUGUUAAUUUUUUAUAUUAAGAUAAUUUCAAUUAUAUCAGUUGCUUUUUUUUGGUUUCCCUUGAUUAAUUUUAGAUACAUAAAGGAUGCCAGAAUUUUUUUUUUUUUUUUUUUUUUUUUUGAUAAAAUGAUGAUGAAUUUCGUGGAUUAACCUUGCUGAGCCUUUCAGUAUUUUUUUUGUAUUAAUUUUUUUAAAUAUCUUUUUACUUAUAUAAAGUGUUAUCCCCCCCUUUUUUUUUUUUAAAUUUAUGUCCUCAUUGUCUUGGUGAAUCCAAUUUUAUAUGCAAUAUAUAAAUGUCUUUAAAUGUUACAUAUGUUUAAUUUUACGCUUGUUAUAUGCUAUGUAUGAAAUAUAUAAUCCAGAUUUUAUUAUAUGAAUAUAUUGUGAUUUAUU